Molecule: messenger RNA, 2385 nt
Organism: Paramuricea clavata
Lineage: Eukaryota; Metazoa; Cnidaria; Anthozoa; Malacalcyonacea; Plexauridae
Source: the annotation of a GenBank genome assembly
CGCUGUAAGCUUCGAGAAGUCCAAUACUCAACUGAUAGUGCCAAAGGAGUUAUUCUUAACAAAUUUCCUGUGGAACAGUUUUAAAAGAUGGCUCGUUUAGGUUGUCUCGUAUGGUCUGGUCUAGUUCUGUUCGGCGCGCUCUAUAUAUUUCAAGCACUCGCAUUGACAAGUUAUAUGGUAAGAAAUAUUGAUACAGCGUACUGGGUCUUUAUUCCACUGUUCCUACCCGCUCUAAUAUUCUUGAGCUGUUUCGGAUGUUUUCUGCCAAAAGUUAUGCACGAGAAAGCGGUUCGCUAUGUCUGGUUCGUGUGGUUUUUAUAUACCAUUGUACUGGUGCCUGCCGUUGCGAUAAUAUUCACAAAAGCUGUUCCAGAAUUGAGUACCUCAGAUACAUUUGGUCCUAAUGUUUUAAAAACAAUGCUAUGUAUAACACCUGUUUUGCUCAUACUUCUACUCAAUGUCACUAUUUCGCCACCAAAUCGAAGAUUUAUCGAGAGAGUGUCUACCUCAACUGCAUUAGAUUUAUUCGACAGUAUCGAAAUGCUGGCAAUAAUAUUGGAACAAAAGCAAUUUAAAGAGGGCUCAUUCGAGCUUGACAGCUCAAUUGAGACUGCCAUAAUUGUGUUCGUUUGUAUUAGUCUGUUCAUUUCUCCCUUCGCAUUAUUUCAAAAUAAAGUAAGGUAUGGUGAAGUUACGGUGCGAAAGAAGACGAUGUUGGUUCGUACUUCAAUUCAAGUCUUUUUAGUCAACUUGACAUUUCUGGUUAUGAGAUUCAUUGUGUGGUUCCAUUACGAUUAUGACGCUUCAAUAUUUAUCACAAAGAACAUCAUUUCCAUAGUGAUUAGUGGUAUUGAAAUUAGCUCUGUCUUUGGCUAUUUCAAUUGCGGUAUUGACAACAACGAAACAUUUAAUGUGUGAAAUAUUUAAUGUUCGAAACUAGGUAUAUCAACAACUACCGUUGAUUUAACAAUUUUUUGCAAGUUGCGGCGUAGGGAUUUAUGAACGAAUUAAACGUCUCUUUAAUAUUGUGUUCAUUUGUAAAACCACUAGAGCACAUAAUGAAACCGUUUACAGAACAGCAAUUGUUUAUGACUUGCUCGUCUGCACAGGCCACUUUGACAAUUUUUACUAUGACAAGUACACUGUCUUGUUCAAAGCAUAUUAUGAUAGCCUUUGAACAAGUGCUCUUGUAAAGGAAAAAAAUUGGAAAACUACAAAUUUUGUUCAUCCGUAUGGAUCAACAAAGAACAUUUGACAAAGUAUUAGCAAUGUAAACACUAUAGCAUGCACGUGGUUGACCAGUCGUCAUCAGUUGUUAUAAUAGGUGGUAACAGUUAAGGUGUCGUUCAAAAGGUCGAAACUUGUCACUAUAUAAAUUGUAUUGUACAUUAACACAGUCACGUGCAAUUGACAAAGAAAACUUUCUCGUAAUACAUGCUCUUAAUCGACUAUACGAUUUGAAAGACAUAAUAAAAAACAUCAUGCAUGCAGUGACAUUGAUACAAUUUGCAUCAAGAAAUAAAUAAUUCAGCUAUACGAGUAAAUGCUCAAGUUAUUUCGCAAUGCGUUGAUGUUAUGAAAAAUAUCGCAAGCCAUGCAAUUAUGUACUGUUUAAUAAACGAGCAGGAGUGUUUUAUGAGGUUUAAAGUCACGAGCGCGCAGCGCGAGUGGCUUUAGACCUAAUGAAACACGACCUGCGAGUUUAUUAAAGUGCAUAUGACAGGAAGUUUUUUAUUUUCUUAAAUGAAAGAACUCUCUAAGCUGUAGUGUAACUUAUUUUUUCAGUUUCUUGUUUUCAUGGUUUGUUCCCGAGAUAUUUCAAUUUGUUUGUUAUGUGAAUGAGUGUGAAUAUGUCCGCUAAUUUAUGACGUCACGUUGGUUGCAAGCUCAACUUACACUGGUUAUAAAUCUAUUAACUCUAAAAUCUGUAGAUAUCAGCUCACGUUUUUCUUCAGUAUUUUAUCACAUUUACAAGUGAGUGAAGUUAGAAAUUCUUAUCUUGGAUGAUGGCCGUGAUAUUCAACCAUUUUGAAGAGAUUGCAACCAACGUGACGUCAUAAAUUAGCGGACAUAUUCACACUCAUUUACAUACCAAACAAAUUGAAAUAUCUUGAGAACAAACCAUAAAAACAAGAAACUGAAAAAUAAGUUACACUACAGCUUAAAGAGUUCUUUCAUUUCAGAAAAUAAAAAAAAUCAUGUUAUAUGCACUUUAAAGGCUUCAAACACGACUACAAAUUCAAUAGAUAUACUGCCUUAUUAGUAUUCUUUAUAUAAAGAAUACUAAUUAGGAGUGUUUUAUCAGGUUUAAAACCACUGCACGUGACAUAUUAUGGUUGACAUGAUUGCCAAUAAGCUUAUGAAUUAUUAAUGUGUGUUGUGAGU